GUGGCAGCUGCUCCGUAGAAAGCAGAAUAAGCUGGGAGCUGGACACACUCAUUCAUCCCCACAGGCUCAGUCCGCCUUCCUGCUGCUCAGCAAAUUAGAUCAACACUGUGUUUAAUGCAGUUCCACCGUCAGCUAGCUGCUGUAUGGCUGUGCUGAAAGUACGUACCCACAAUGUGAAGUCCUGUCCGGUGUGCAGUGACCGUGAUCCUGCUGGGAAUCAGACAACCCAUCGGCAGUGAAGCGGACGUGGUGCUUAUUACCAGGGUAAGACCCGGAUAUCACCGAAAGCUGUGCGUGUCCUCUGAAGGAUCAUGUGGUGGUCCUGGCUUUUCCUGCCAGCUCUGGUGCUCCUCUCAGAGCUCUCUGUGGUCAAAGUCCAGACCGCACCAUGCCAAACCUGCAGCAAACUCACCGAAAGCUUCCUUAAGGGUUUAGAGAGAACGGCCAACAAGAACUUUGGAGGAGGAAACACAGCAUGGGAGGAAGAGAAGCUGGCCAAGUAUGCACGCAGUGAGACUCGGCUCUUAGAGAUAGUGGAAGCUGCUUGUGAGAAAACAGAUUUUGAAUGUAACCGGCUGCUGGAGCAGAUCGAGGACCAAGUGGAGACAUGGUGGUUCCACAGGCAGCAGGAGGCACCAGACCUGUUCGACUGGCUCUGUAUAGAGGAGCUGAGACUUUGUUGUCCACCUGGACACUUUGGACCGGAGUGCAAAGAGUGUCCGUCUGGACCGGGAGGUGUGUGUGGCGGUCUGGGUCGAUGUGAGGGGGAGGGCACUCGCCUAGGAGACGGCGAGUGUGUCUGUGACCCGGGAUACUCGGGCGAUCUGUGCCAGAGCUGUGCUGACGGCUACUACAGAGAGAAGAGCUCCAACGACAGCUCCGGAGCCUGUGCAGCUUGCUACCACUCCUGCAGGAAGUGCUCAGGGCCGCAGGACUACAAGUGCCUCGACUGCAAACCGGGCUGGAUCCUUCACGACAACAAGUGCGUGGACAUUGACGAGUGCGGCACAGAGCUGGCUCGCUGUCCCUCCAACACGUACUGUCACAACACAGAUGGAUCAUAUGAAUGCAGAGGCUGUGAUCAGGCAUGUGUGGGCUGUAUGGGCAGUGGUCCCGCCCGCUGUAAGAAAUGUGCACGUGGCUACAGACUGAAAGGAGCCAAGUGUCUUGAUAUAGAUGAAUGUAGUGAACAUGCAAUAGCGUGCCCGGGACUCAACGAGGCCUGCAUCAACGAGGAGGGCUCCUUCCACUGUGACUGUGCUGACGGGUUCAUCAGAAGAGACAGCAUUUGUGUGGAGAACAAGCCUCCUGAUGAUCCAGAGAAAGGACUGUUCGAUGAGAUGACGGACGACGAGGUCCUGGUCCUGCAGCAGAUGUUCUUCGGGGUUGUGAUCUGCGCCCUCGCUACGCUCGCCGCCAAAGGCGACAUGGUCUUCACGGCCAUUUUUAUCGGAGGAGUAGCUGCUAUGGCUGGAUACUGGCUGACAGAGAAGGGGGACUACAUGCUGGACGGAUUUCUGAAGGGACGUUAGGCUGUCUGCGACUACAAUCUGACAAAAGCAACUUGGAAUGACUGCUGGCUAAGGUGAAAAAAGACUCAACUGGGGCCAGGUCACUGCCUUUACAGUGCUGGGAUUUCAUGUGUUAGUAGAGUCGCUUGGAAAGAAUUGAUUACUGAAAAGAAUUAUGCAAGAAAAAGUGGGAAGUUGAAGAUUAUAAUGAUGUUAUUCUUUAGGAAGAAUAACGAACUGCACUGAUAGAAAAGGGCUGAACCCUGCUGGGAACAAACGUGGAAUAAAGACCACAACUAAUAAACUAACAUGCAUCUGGAUAUCAAGAAAAUGUUUUCCUCUGCACAGAAAACCUAAAAAAACAAAAACAUUUUGACCAUAUCAGUAGGUGUUGCCAUGAGAUCAGAGGAGGAAAACUGGAAAUCUUCCCAAACCAUCCCUGCAACGAUCACAGAUCUGGGACAAUUAUUUAUUUUCACAGAAUGACUUUUUACCUCCUUCCAGCUGAAUGUUUUUUUUUUGUAAUAUUGCAUGCUGAUAACAUAUAAAAUGAAAUGUAAUGCACUGUUUUAUUUAUUUAUUUUUAGCAUGAAAGGUUUUACUUUUGCAGCCGUCAGUUUUUGAUGCUUAACGAGGGAGAGGGGGGUAAUCUACUGAACUCUAAACCAGCUGUAAUCUGGGUGAUGCCUUUCGGUUUUGAAAAGCAAUAUUUAUGUUUGUGAGCGUUCAUCAUAUUGUGUUGAAUAUCCUUGUUUCUGUGUGCGUUAUUGGUCCAGAUUUUCAGUUGUUCUAACAGACGGUCAUAUCUUAUCUGUGUAAAACCAUCCUCCAAAGUUUGCUUUGCAAUAAACAUGUACUGUUCUUUA
This is a messenger RNA of Austrofundulus limnaeus, 2377 nucleotides long. It is a transcript of the gene creld1b, whose product is annotated as cysteine-rich with EGF-like domains 1b. The transcript is spliced from 11 exons. The record is from RefSeq and is a predicted model, not a curated record. Gene Ontology annotation, molecular function: calcium ion binding. The coding region runs from base 312 to 1532 and encodes 406 amino acids. NCBI's taxonomy places the organism in Eukaryota, Metazoa, Chordata, Actinopteri, Cyprinodontiformes, Rivulidae.